Molecule: messenger RNA, 4335 nt
Organism: Linum trigynum
Lineage: Eukaryota; Viridiplantae; Streptophyta; Magnoliopsida; Malpighiales; Linaceae
Source: the annotation of a GenBank genome assembly
AUGGCUCCUGCAGCUGCGUCGCUUCUCCUUCUGCAGUUCUUCGUCGUCGUCGCCUUCGGCUUCUGGUUGGCAGCUACGCCUUGCAUGAGUGAAACCGAUCUGGACGAUGGCGAAUUCUCCAUUUCCGGUGGCUUCGAUUCGUUUGCCUAUCACGGAGACUACAGUCCCCCGUCGCCGCCGGCGCCUGCUCCGCCUCCGCUCCCGCGCUCUGUCACCUGCGAGGAGGAUCUCAAAGGCGUCGGCUCCUUGGACACUGUGUGCAAGCUGAGUUCGUCUUUGAAUUUCACUGAUCACGUGUAUGUAGCGGGGAGCGGGAGCCUGGUGUUGCUUCCCGAUGUCACUUUGAGCUGCGCUGCCAGCGGAUGUUUCAUUGUGGUCAACGUGAGCCAUGAGAUUAGGUUGGGGGAGAAUGCGGUGAUAAUUGCGGGGACUGUGUCGCUUGCUGCCGAGAAUGUGAGUUUGAGUUAUGGCUCGCUGAUUAACACUACUGCCUUGGCUGGUCCGCCUCCCCCAGAGACUAGCGGAACUCCUUCAGGCGUGCAAGGGGCAGGUGGUGGUCAUGGGGGACGGGGAGCCAGCUGCCUCUCGGAUAAUACCAAGUUGCCCGAGGAUGUGUGGGGCGGGGACGCUUAUUCGUGGGCUGAUUUGCAGAAUCCUUGGAGUUAUGGAAGUAAAGGUGGGACAACGAGCAAGGAGGAGAAUUAUGGCGGAGAAGGAGGCGGGAGGAUUGAAUUGAAUGCCACUAACUCAAUUGAAUUUUAUGGAACUUUGUUGGGGGAAGGUGGAGAUGGCGGUAUAAAGGGUGGUGGGGGUUCAGGAGGCAGCAUCCGUAUCCAGGCUCAUAGAAUGGUAGGAGAUGGUGCACUGAGCGCUUCUGGUGGUAAUGGAUUUGCUGGUGGUGGUGGUGGAAGGGUGUCUGUUAAUGUUUUCAGCAGGCAUGAUGAUAUGUCUAUCUUUGUUCAUGGUGGAAGGAGUCUUGGCUGCAUUGAAAAUUCUGGUGCUGCUGGAACAUAUUUUGAUGCGGUUCCUCGGAGCCUUACAGUUAACAAUAACAACAUGUCCACCAACACGGAUACGCUUCUGAUGGAAUUUCCUAAGCAGCCACUUUGGACCAAUGUUUAUGUUCAGAAUUGUGCCAGGGCUUCUAUUCCUUUGUUUUGGAGUCGGGCUCAGGUUCGUGGACAAAUCAGUUUGUCAUGUAAGGCAGUGAUGAGCUUUGGCCUCCCACACUAUGCCACAUCAGAGUUUGAGUUGAUGGCAGAAGAACUUCUAAUGAGCAACUCAGUGGUUAAGAUAUAUGGAGCGCUUCGUAUGUCUGUCAAGAUACUGCUGAUGUGGGAUUCCAAGAUGCUUAUAGAUGGAGGUGGGGAUGAUAUUGUGGCCACUUCUUCGCUGGAGGCCAGCAAUUUAAUUGUCCUCAAGGAAUCUUCUGCAGUACACUCUAAUGCCAAUUUGGAAGUCCAUGGGCAAGGUUUCUUGAAUUUGUCGGGACCAGGCAACAUGAUUGAAGCUCAACGCCUGAUUCUAUCCUUGUUUUUCGGUAUUUAUGUUGAACCUGGAUCAGUUCUUAGAGGCCCGUUGGAGGAUGCUGAUGAUCAUAGCAUGACGCCACGACUCUAUUGCGAGGAUAGAGACUGCCCAAGGGAACUGAUUCACCCACCCGAGGAUUGUAACAUGAAUUCUUCAUUGGCCUUUACUCUCCAGGUAUGUCGAGUUGAAGAGAUAGUUGUUGGAGGCUUGGUAACAGGAUCUGUUGUUCAUUUUCGCUUGGUCAGAAAUACUGUUGUCAAUUCUUCUGGAGUAAUCAGUGCUUCUGGAUUGGGCUGCACUGGUGGUCUUGGAAGAGGUAAUGUUUUUGACAAUGGCCUUGGUGGUGGUGGUGGACAUGGUGGAAAAGGUGGCAAAGGGUAUUAUAAUGGGAGUUUUGUGGAUGGUGGCGUUGCUUACGGAGAUGCUGAAUUGCCUUGUGAACUUGGCAGCGGUAGCGGAAAUGAUAGUUUAGCUGGGACAACGGCAGGAGGUGGUAUAAUAGUGAUUGGUUCUAUGGAGCACGCACUGUCCAGUUUGUCCGUUUAUGGUUCACUUAGAGCAGAUGGUGAAAGCUUUGGAGAAGAUCCUAAGAGAGAUGCUAUAAUGACCUCAAACGUAGGUCCUGGAGGUGGUGCUGGUGGAACUAUUCUUUUAUUUGUUCAUUCAGUGACAUUUGGGAGUUCCUCUACCAUUUCCACUAUGGGAGGUCAUGGAAGUCCUUAUGGUGGUGGUGGUGGAGGUGGUGGAAGAGUUCACUUUCAUUGGGCAAAUAUUCCAACUGGAGAUGAGUAUGUGCCAAUAGCUAUCGCAAAUGGGAGCCUUCAGACGGGCGGGGGACUUGGUAGAGGUCAGGGUUAUGCUGGAGAUGAUGGAACUGCUACCGGGAAGGCCUGUCCAGAAGGGCUCUAUGGUAUCUUUUGUGAGGAAUGCCCCAUAGGUACAUUCAAGAAUGUCAGCGGAUCUGAUCAAGCCCUUUGUUAUAGUUGCCCAUCCUCUGAGCUUCCAAGCCGUGCCUUAUAUGUCACUGUUAGAGGUGGUGUUACUGAAAGGCCUUGCCCAUACAGGUGUGUGUCUGACAGAUAUCACAUGCCAAAUUGCUAUACGACUUUUGAGGAGUUGGUGUACACUUUUGGUGGUCCAUGGCUAUUUGGUCUUAUUCUACUGGGUCUACUCGUCCUGUUAACUCUAGUGCUUAGUGUUGCACGAAUGAAAUAUGUUGCGGGUGAGGAAUUACCUACUCUUGUGCCUGCUCAGCGGGGUUCUCGCAUAGAUAACUCAUUCCCUUUCCUCGAGUCAUUGAAUGAGGUACUGGAAACAAAUAGAACUGAAGAAUCCCGAAAUCAUGUGCACAGGAUGUUUUUUAUGGGGGCUAACACCUUUAGUGAACCUUGGAAUUUGACUCAUUCUCCUCCUAAACAAGUUAUUGAGAUUGUGUAUGAGGAUGCAUUCAACAGAUUCGUGGAUGAGAUCAAUGGUUUAGCUGCAUAUCAGUGGUGGCAAGGAUCAGUUUACAGCAUCCUUUGUGUUCUUGCAUACCCACUGGCAUGGUCUUGGCUACAGCAGUGCAGGAAAAGGAAGCUACAGCAGCUGCGUGAUUUUGUUCGCUCAGAAUAUGAUCAUGCUUGCUUACGUUCUUGUCGUUCUCGUGCUUUGUAUGAAGGACUCAAGGUGGGAGCCACUUCUGACCUAAUGCUUGCAUAUUUGGACUUUUUCCUUGGCGGAGAUGAAAAGAGACCUGAUCUUCCACCUAGUCUUCAUCAAAGGUCUCCGAUGGCUUUAGUUUUUGGGGGAGAUGGAAGCUACAUGGCCCCUUUCUCUCUACACAAUGAUAAUAUCCUUACUAGUCUCAUGAGUCAGGCUGUUCCGCCAACCAUCUGGUAUCGGUUAGUGGCCGGUCUUAAUGCUCAACUGCGCUUGGUUCAAUGUGGACGCUUGAAGUAUACAUUUUGCCGUGUUGUUUCUUGGAUUGAAACCCAUGCGAAUCCUACUUUAUCUGCCUAUGGCAUACAUGUAGAUCUUGCCUGGUUUCAGCCCACUACCUCUGGGUAUUGGCAGUUUGGACUUCUGGUGUAUGCCACUGUAAAUGAGAAUCCACUGCAGGCAAUUGAUGAAGAAGUUGUUUUAACUGAGCAACAACCAUGUUCAGCUUUGGUGGGGCGGAACAGGAGUGAUCGAAGGCAAUAUCUGAAACUUACUGAACCACUGAUGCCACGUAAAGUAUUUGGAGGAGGGAUUUUGAAUUCAAGCAGUUUACAAACACUUAAACUACGGAAGGCUGUCUGUUCUUUCCCUUUCUUGAUUUUCAAUAUCCGACCUAUUGGUCACCAGGACCUUGUGGGUUUACUCAUAUCUAUGUUACUUCUAGGAGACAUUAGCGUAGUCCUGCUUACUUUGCUACAGAUGUAUUCUAUUUCGCUCCUCGACUUCCUAUUAGUUUUGUUAAUUCUUCCUCUCGGCAUACUGUUCCCUUUCCCAGCCGGGAUCAGUGCUUUGUUCAGUCACGGGCCUAGGCGAUCAGCAGGUCUAUCUCGUGUAUAUGCUUUGUGGAAUAUUACAUCCUUGAUCAAUGUUGUGGUAGCAUUAGUAUGUGGUUUUGUUCAUUACAUAACUCGCUCAAGGGAAAAUCAUCGGAACUUCCAGUCCUGGAAUUUUAGCAUGGAUGAAAGUGAGUGGUGGAUACUUCCUUGCGGGCUUUUGGUUUGUAAAAUUGUUCAAGCACGACUAAUCGAUUGUCACAUUGCUAACCAAGAGAUUCAAGAUUACUCCCUGUACAGUAACGACCCCGGAGUGUUCUGGCAAGCUUGA